CCGUUAUUACCGGCCCCGCUUUAUCCAUUCAUGGUGAUUCGGCUAGAGUCACACACACCAAGUUUAUUGCAUGCCAUUAAAAGAGUCUCUUUGUAGCAGUUGUUGUUCUUGUUUUUUGUCAAGUUCUUUGCUCACAAACUUGGUAUCUUCUUCCUCUAUUUAAACAACUUCAUGUCGUCUUUGGAAGCAAGAACGGGGCGACUCAGGCAACGUUACGAUGAAAACAAUUUGCGACUUGUUUCUGGAUGCAUUCCCUACAGGCUAACAAAGGACGACGGGAAUCAAAAUGAUGAUAUAGAGAACAAGAUAGAAGUUGCCAUGGUUUCUUCACCUAAUCGCAGCGAUCUAGUGUUCCCUAAGGGUGGAUGGGAGAAUGAUGAAACUGUCAUUGAAGCUGCUUGUCGCGAAGCCUUAGAGGAAGCAGGAGUGAAAGGAAUUCUAAGAGAAAAUCCCUUGGGAGUUUGGGAGUUCAGAAGCAAGAGCAGACAAGACCUGCUCAGCCAGGAAGGUGGCUGCAAAGGUUACAUGUUUGCAUUGGAGGUGACUGAGGAGCUUGAGUCCUGGCCAGAGCAGGAAAACCGCUGUAGGAAAUGGCUAAACAUAAAAGAUGCCUUUGAACUAUGCCGAUAUGAAUGGAUGCGUGAGGCGCUGGAAGCGUUUCUCGGAGUCAUGGCCAAGGAGGAAAAGAUUGAGACGGAAGAAGAGAAAGUAGACCCCCCUACUACUUCGCCAUUAUCAGAAGUUGUAGCAGAGUGUCAAAUUAUCUCAUCGUCAAAUUGCUAUGUAAAUCCUUCCAGUAGCCAACAUCACAGUAUUAAUGCUUUAAGCGCAUUUCCUUGGCAAAUUACUCUCAAGAGGUUUCCAUUGACGUAGAUAUAUUGAUCUCUUGCCAAAUGCUCAUUAUUAUCUGCCUCUUUUACAGUGUUUGCAGUAGCUUCUUGUGUAAUUCGUAGUGUCCUGUAACGCCUUCCAUUUUGGAAAAACCAAAUUGUGAAGUGAAAAACUGAUUUCGCAUAUGCCUUCAAAUUUUUAGUGAAAUGAUCUAUAUUAAUUUUCUCAAGUUUAUAUCA
This is a messenger RNA of Pistacia vera, 1070 nucleotides long. Its product is annotated as nudix hydrolase 12, mitochondrial-like. Gene Ontology annotation, cellular component: nucleus; cytoplasm. The transcript has 7 exons. Bases 172 to 873 code for a protein of 233 amino acids. Lineage: Eukaryota; Viridiplantae; Streptophyta; Magnoliopsida; Sapindales; Anacardiaceae. The record is from RefSeq and is a predicted model, not a curated record. Gene Ontology annotation, molecular function: pyrophosphatase activity.